Alternaria postmessia is the source of this 1188-nucleotide messenger RNA. RefSeq lists its product as uncharacterized. The transcript is spliced from 3 exons. Gene Ontology annotation, biological process: retrograde vesicle-mediated transport, Golgi to endoplasmic reticulum; endoplasmic reticulum to Golgi vesicle-mediated transport. The record is from RefSeq and is a predicted model, not a curated record. Bases 1 to 1188 code for a protein of 395 amino acids. Gene Ontology annotation, cellular component: Golgi membrane; endoplasmic reticulum membrane; endoplasmic reticulum. Lineage: Eukaryota; Fungi; Ascomycota; Dothideomycetes; Pleosporales; Pleosporaceae.
AUGAACGGCUACGGCGACCAUGGGCACGAGGAGGACCCGUUUGGGCCAGCAAAGGGUGGAAUCGUAUCAAGUUUCGAUGCAUUCCCGAAAACCAAAAAGACAUACCUCGUCCAAGGUCGCAACUCCUCCGCAUGGACAGUAACGCUUAUAUUGACAUGCAUCUACCUCUCCUGGUCCGAGAUAUCGCGCUGGUUCGCUGGCACAACCUCGCAGUCAUUCGCCGUCGAGAAGGGCGUAUCCCACGACAUGCAACUGAACCUCGACGUGAUCGUAGCCAUGCGCUGCGCUGAUCUUCACGUCAACAUGCAAGACGCUGCUGGUGACCGCACCCUCGCCGGCGAACUCCUGCGCAAGGACCCAACAUCAUGGUCGCAAUGGACUGGCAAAAACAUUGAGAGUGGAACGCACGAAUUGGGCAAAGAAAGCGGCAAGCAGGCACCUGGAUGGGAAGAGCUUUGGGAUGUCCACGAGCAGUUGGGCAAGGCGCGGAAGAGGAAGUUCAGCAAGACACCCCGGGUGCGCGGUCAGACUGACAGUUGCCGUAUCUACGGAAGUCUGAUCGGAAACAAGGUCCAAGGUGACUUCCACAUCACGGCGAGAGGCCAUGGAUACAUGGAGUUUGGAGAACAUCUGGACCAUUCCUCAUUCAACUUCUCUCAUAUCAUCCGCGAAAUGUCUUUUGGCCCGUACUAUCCCUCUCUCGUCAACCCCCUCGACUCCACUAUCGCUGUAACACCAACACCGGAUGAUAAGUUCUACAAGUUUCAGUACUACAUCUCUAUCGUGCCCACCAUCUACACCGACGACGCUUCGAUGAUUCCUCUCCUCCAAGCAAUCACGUCCACACAGGACCACCCUGCCUCGAACAUCUUCCACACCACGCACGCCAUCAAGACCAACCAAUACGCUGUUACUUCACAGUCUCACAAAGUACCAGAGACCUACGUACCCGGCGUGUUCGUUAAAUUCGAUAUCGAGCCGAUUAUGCUGGCCGUGGUAGAAGAGUCGGGAGGCUUCUGGAGGUUGAUUGUCAGGCUGGUCAACGUAGUGAGUGGCGUUAUGGUAGCUGGAAGCUGGGCGUGGCAGAUGUUUGAUUGGGGAAGUGAAGUUCUGGGUAAGAGGAGGAGAAGAGGCGAUGGCGUUGGUGUGCUGGGGACACCGUCUGUGGAAAAGAAGAGCUGGGAUUAA